AUGUCUAACGAGGCCCAGUUCGAUGCCGCUCUAGAUCUCCUUCGACGCCUAUCACCCCUCUCCGUUUCCAAAAAUCUCGACGCAAUCACUGCCCUCGUUCCUGACCUCACCGAGGACCUUCUCUCAUCCGUCGACCAGCCGCUGACCUCAGCAAGGGACAAGAAGACCGGGCGGGACUACCUUUUGUGUGACUACAACCGAGAUGGCGAUUCUUAUCGAAGUCCUUGGAGCAAUGAAUUCGAUCCUGCACUCGAUGAUGCUACCUACCCCAGCGACCGGGUAAGAAAGAUGGAAGUCGAGGCCAACGAAGCAUUCGAAGUGUACAGACAAAUGUACUAUGAGGGUGGCAUCGGCAGCGUCUAUCUGUGGGACUUGGACGACGGUUUUGCCGGGGUGGUGCUGCUAAAGAAGAGUGUAGGCAAAGAGGCUGGCUGGGACAGUAUUCACGUUUUCGAAGUCGACGAGAGAAGAGGCGGAGCACGUACAUGCCACUACAAGUUGACAAGUACGGUCAUCCUGCAUCUGGGCCGAGAGUCCGAGGCAGUCGGCUCUCUCAAUCUGGCAGGCAGCAUGACAAGACAAGUCGAAGCUGAUCUGGUGGCGGAAUCCGUUGGGGCUCUGGGCAAAGACGGAGGCCAUGUAUGCAACGCCGGCCGUCUGGUUGAAGAUAUGGAGGGCAAGAUGAGAAAUCUGCUGCAAGAGGUCUACUUUGGAAAGGCAAAAGAUAUUGUUGGAGAUCUACGGAGUGUUGCUCCCUUGACUGGCGUGAAUCGAGACCGACAAGCACAGAGGGAUGUCAUCUCAAGUAUGGGCGGCAAAUGA
This is a messenger RNA of Exophiala bonariae, 822 nucleotides long. RefSeq names its product F-actin-capping protein subunit beta (gene CAP2). Gene Ontology annotation, cellular component: actin cortical patch; cytoplasm; F-actin capping protein complex. The transcript is spliced from 2 exons. Lineage: Eukaryota; Fungi; Ascomycota; Eurotiomycetes; Chaetothyriales; Herpotrichiellaceae. Gene Ontology annotation, molecular function: actin filament binding. Gene Ontology annotation, biological process: cell morphogenesis; barbed-end actin filament capping; actin cytoskeleton organization. The record is from RefSeq and is a predicted model, not a curated record. Bases 1 to 822 code for a protein of 273 amino acids.